Messenger RNA from Pelobates cultripes (western spadefoot toad), 27987 nucleotides. NCBI's taxonomy places the organism in Eukaryota, Metazoa, Chordata, Amphibia, Anura, Pelobatidae. The record is from the annotation of a GenBank genome assembly.
ACCUGCUCCAAGUGAGUGAGUUAACACGAGGAGUCGCUGACAGGAUACAGACUAUUUUGCCACGUUAGUAAGGUAGGACAUUCCUAAUUUUUGCUGUACGGCGGGGAGAGAGCAGAGACAACGCCAUAUGUAUUCGUUUAUGGAGGGCGUACUUUCCUAAUUAAACUGACUGACAGAGUUAGCAAUAAUGUUGUUUGUACUUUUAAUUAUACUUUUUAAUAGAGAAUUCCUCAGUCUUUGUUUCAAGUAAAGAAGCUCCGAUAUCAGGAUUUAUUGCGUCAAACACCCUAAAUAGCAAUUGUUAAACUCCAAAAUGAAGUUCUUUUAUUGAACAGGAAUUGAAAUGCCCUGCGGACGGUGCCUCCAGGAAUACCACCUAACGUUAAACAUACCACAAGGGGGGGAUCCCUUCUUGGGCAUUGUCUCACAGAUUUCUUAGUAAAUCCCACUCAAAGGGGUUAUAUAUUAAACAGUGAAUAGGGGCGAAUUGAAAACAAAAUUUAGAAUGAAUUCUGAAAACAUUUAAAAUAGUAAAUGAUCCCACGUCAAAUAUUUUACAUUUCUGCUUUAUUAAUUUGUGUGGCGAACCUGUCAGACCUCACUGUUUAGUGAAAUAUGCCCUUAACACCAAAUUAUAGUGAAUUCAGUGGUUUAUUAAACAUUUUAUGCAACAUAUGCUGACUGGAAAAAUUCUUUAACUCACCUACAGUCACAACUUUCCGAGUUUAGCAAUUAAACCCCAGUGUUGACGAAAAUCAAACAUCUGGAAGGAACUAAAUAAACUCUGAUAAACUAAGAUAAAUUAAGAUAAAAGUAAUUCUUGAGUGUUUAAUAAUCACAGUUUUUCUCCAGACAGACAGUGAAAUGUACUCCACUCACUAGUGAUUUAAAGAUCAAUGUGUCUUCCUGCCCUCUACUCUGCCUCUUGACCAAAAACUCAAAGUUCCAUCAGCAUGUUAGCUUUCUGUACACACCACUUCUACGUGGUUUUUUUUGUCCAAUUUUUUUUGCUGAUUUGCGAUUUUUGUGACUUUUUCCCCCUCCUUGCUUUGGGGGUCGGGUUUGAAUUCUGUUGCUUUUUUAAACUUGUUUCUUUGUUAUGUGAUCUUUGUUAUGUGUUGUUGCAGAUUUUGGAAAUUGAUUCACUAAACUCUGAAUUCUAGUGAACUGGAAUCUAAAUGGCAAAAUUGAAGCUAAACUAGAGAUUUUUUUUCAGAUUAGUUAUUUUUUCAUAAUCUCAUCGUUAUUCUGAAUUUACGUCAUAAUCUUUCAUCUCCUUAUCUAAAAGAGGAUGUAGGACGCUCACAAAUAGGGAAGUUGUCAUGCCACAGUCAUAAGAAAGUGAUUGUUUUUUUUGUUUUCUCAGCCUAAACUCCAGGGCAGAAAGUUAAAAAGUUGGUAUAUGUGAGUCACUCGUGGAACAUCGGAGUAAUUUAAUACGAGAUCCCUGCUACAAUGAUUAAUCGUCUGCUAAAUCAGAGUUGUUAGGAGGUUUUUGGUAAGAAACGUAAGUAACCAAGGAAGUUGUUACUCAAUUUUUUUUAUUUUAAGUGACAGAUUUUGGGUAUCACUAAAAAGUCACACGUGUAAAAAAAUAAGUUCAGUUUUGUGACUUGUAAUUAUUGUUCUAGGAGUGGAAAUGCAUUGAGAAUCCAUCUGGUUUGGUUAAGAAAGGGUCCUUUGUUAAAAUGCUUGCCAGGCACAUUAUUGCAUCAUCAGACAUUUCUGUAGCAUUCAAGACUCAAGAUGUUAUUUCUAUAGAGAAAUUCUGGGGUAUUUUUAUAAGAGAGGAUCAGUUAGCAGAAACAUUCCAUUGGCUUUUACAGUUUUACUUUACCCCUGAACUGCAGUAACCCAAAAAGUGGGGGUAAUCACUAGUGGAAUGUUCAGAGCGGAGAAAUCACUAGAAAUCACUAGUGGAAUGUUCAGAGUGGAGAAAUCACUAGUGAAAUGUUCAGAGUGGCGAAAUCGCUAGUGGAAUGUUCAGAGCGGAGAAUUCACUAAUGAAAUGCUCACUGUGGAGAAAUCACUAGUGGAGUGUUCAGAGUGGAGAAAUAACUAGAAAUUCACUAGUGAAAUGUUCAGAGUGGAGAAAUCACUAGUGGAAUGUUCAGAGUGGAGUAAUCACUAGAAAUCACUAGUGGAAUGUUCGGAUUGGAUAAAUCACUAGUGGAAUGUUCAGAGCGGAGAAAUCACUAGAACUCACUAGUGGAAUGUUAGGAGUGUAGAAAUCAUUAGUGGAAUGUUCAGAGUGGAGAAGCUAUUAGAAAUCAAUAGUGGAGUAUACAGAGCGGCGUAAUCACUAGUGGAAUGUUCAGAGUGGAGAAAUCACUAGAAGAAUGAUCAGAGUGGAGUAAUCACUAGAAAUCACUAGUGGAAUGUUCAGAGUGGAGAAAUCACUGGUGGAAUUUUUGGUAACUGCCCAAAGUUUCAGAUCAUAACACUUUGAUAAAUCUCCCUUACUAUGUAACAGCUUUUCUAAAUUGCACUCAAUCUUAUUUUUAUAGCUGUGAGCGUAGGUGCUAUAUUUACAUCUAUAUAAUUAAAUACAGAUCAUAAUAUGUAACUGGUAUAUAGUCAUUGCUUUGCGGUGCUUUUUUUGAUGUUGUGUCAGGAGUUGCUUUUUGUGGCGAACUUUCACCUACUUUAUCUCCGAGUCUUAGUUAGAUUGCUAGCUCCAUGACCAAUAUCAGUUAGUUUUGGUAGGUCCCUCUUCACCUACUGUUUCUGUAUGUCAUACUUGUUUGUGAAAAUGAAAUGUUUGUCUUGUUUACAUAUUGUGCAGCGCUGCAGAAUAUGUUGGCGCUAUAUAAAUAACUGUAAAUCUCAGCUAUGUUAUUGGUAGUACAAUCCAAUGCAAUCAAUUGUUGUUUUGGAUGAACAUAUGUAAAAAAAAAAAACAGAACAAAAAAACAAACAAACGAUUUAAAGGCCUAAAAUGUAAAAUUGCAUGUUUCGGGGAUUAGAGAGUAAAUUACAGGACAAGAAUCUACUCAGGUUUAGCGAACUUUGAUGACUCAGCUUGCUGGAACCGUACAGUGCUGAGAUCUAGAACACGAGACGGACGCAGAGGGCGAUAUCUAAAAAGAAGCCUCAUCCUGACACUUUGUCGAUAAUAGAAAACGUGUCGUUUGUUUUUGACGUUGGUAGGAGGAGCACUUUCAAAAUUAAAAGCACCAGUCUGCCCAGACGAUGAUGCCAUAGUUUGAAGUCUAUUUAGAAAACGUUAUCGAGAGAUUUUAUUUUUUUCCCAACUCUUCUAUUUUGAUCUAAAUGUUGUAAUCCAUGCUCUCUCCAUUUAGCUAAUAUCUUUCUAAGUUUACAGGAGUGUGUGACCAAGUGUGCCACUCAUAACUGUGUGCAGGGAAUUGCAAAACACACUGGCAACUAUAGUGUUAACAGCUUACAAAACGUACAUUGUCCGAGUCCCUGGGUGCUCUAUAGCGCCUUUCUACCCUGAGUUCCCUCUCUUUUUUUUUGCAGGUUUAAGAUUUCAGGUUUAGAGGCCCCAGGAAGUGGCAGGGUAUGGCUAAGGGGGGCAAGCAGGGGGAGGGGUGUUUAGGCAUAAAGUGGGGGGCUGGGAGUAGGGGUGUUUUUGUUUUUUGGAAAAAAGGAGGGAGGCUGCAGGUAGAAAAAAAGAGUAAUAACAGAGAAUAAAUUAAUAAACAGAAGGAGUAUGGUAUUACACUGGGAUAAAAAGUGCAUUUCACAUUUUGUUAUCAAGUUUAUCAGAUUAAAUUUUUCAUCCAAAAUUGUUAGAUUUUAGAUGAACUGCAGGUUGUUUUAAUUAAUUUAUAUAUUUUUGCAAUGUUUCUGAUUUCAGAUAGUGUAGAUUUCCUUUGUUAUAAUGCUUUUCCUCUAUCCCAUAAUUGCUCCUUUGUAAUCGAAGUAACAGAUGUAAGAGACAUUCAGGGAUUGGUAAUCCUCUGUAUAAUUACUGCUACAACUCCCAUUUUAUAAAAGAUGUGUUUUAAACUAUAGAUUUGGAACUUCUCAAAAAUAUGUAUCUGCCAUUUUUCAGUGUGGUGGGAGAGGGUGAAUUAAAAAGGCACACACAAAGUCACAGUGGUUAUUAUAGAAGUGCAACUCCUAUCAUGCUUUUCCAGCCUUUAGUGGGGGUUGGGUAUAUCUUUGCACACCUCCCAACAAAUGGACAAAGAGGGACACUUUAAUUUUGGAGGGUUUGGCCAGGGGUGGGGCUGUUCUGAGAAACCUUAGGUGAAUUACUAAUAAUUUAUGCAACUGAAAUGUAAUUUAGAACAAGAACAACAUUAUUUAAAGACUGAGUUCUAAACGCAUUUAUUGUAGUUUAGGAGGCAAUAGGAGAAUUAGAAAAAAAAUAAUCACUUUUUAAUUUCUGCCAGUUCACUCUUUAGUGAGUAAGCCCCAGUAUGUGAUUUCAAUACACCUUCUGAUGUUUUUAAAUCAUUGCAAUUUAAAGGAGCUCUUUGGGUCCUAUCCAUCUGACUGUGUACAUGGCAUUGGCCUGUGUUGGUGAUGUUUAAUAGCAGGGCAUUGUUAAGGAACCAAGAAGAUUGCUAGCUCUUGGGAGGAUUUGUGUUUCAGACUUUCUGAAUGGGUGCUUGACAAAAACCAGAAAGAUCACAGGAGGGGGAAGGACCUGCUUUUGUCUAAAUCCCAAACUUGGUGGGAGGGAGGACCAGCAUGUAUUAAAUAACCCCUCCCCAUCCCCCAGUAACCCGGGAUGGCUUAGUCACGUGAUAGCCCAUGCUGCCUUUGUCUCAGUUCAGAAUUGGCGCUUGUAUCGCCGACGUAGCCAGAGGGAGGUGAACAAACAGUGAGUCAGAGUCAGGUAAGUGAGUGUGGCGUUGUACGCUUCUGUGUACCUUUAACUGCUGCGGUAACUCUCAGAUAGCUUGUUUACUUUUAACCUGAUUUAUUUCCUAAUGGGGAAAAGUAGUAGUUGUUUCCUGAAUCCAGAGCUGGGAGUGGGAGGCAGGCUUCUUUCCUUGCUGGGGUGCAACUUUGCAUUAAGUGAUGGCUCUACUGGGGAUGUUGUACUUUUUGUUAUUUAAAUAAAAGAGUAGUCAGUGCGUGACUUCGGAACUAGGCAGCUUUGUCCUACUCCCCUAUCACCAUUUAUAUACCCUUGUGAUAGAAAAUGUGAAUUGCACCUUUUUAAUAUUUUAGUUGUGAGUUCAUUUGUUUAAAAUGAAAUAAAGUACUAGAUACAGUACACUAUAGCUUCUUCCCCCCCCCCCCCAUGAUCAUAUGACACCCCUGGUAAUCUAUAUCAUUAUCUAGCAGAAUAUUCUGCCACUAUCUCUUAUUAAUAUUGUAUUUUAUAUUAAUUCACAACAUAUACUAGUGCACUGUACAGCUUGUCAGUGGGAUAAUAAAUAGAAAUAUCCCUGAAGGUACUUAUAAAGCGUGCACCCAAAAUUCUCCUAACCUGUAAUACCCAUUUUAUUCUAGUCUUUGUAGUAGUUUUGGUGACGUACUUGGUCCUUCUCUGCCCAACCACACUUAUACAGGCAGGGCAGUGUGUAUCAGGUACAGUUCUGUGACAGAGCUAAAGUUGAUACAUUAUUUUGGUUUCCAUGGUGGCUGCUCAACAGCCAGCACUUUGCAGAAGAAUUAGCACAUAUUGUUGGUAAAUAUAAAGCAAUAUUAUUUUCCAUUUUUAGCAUGUUCUACAGCACCAAAUAACCCGAUCUGCAUUGAACCCAGUCUUUAAAUGAUUAUUUUGAGCUGCCCAGCUGGUUACCCCUGGGUUUGGGUACAUCAUAUCUUGUCCGCAUAUGGAGUAAGGUUUUGAGGGGGUUCUCUUUGUGUACCUGGGAUGUCAUUGGGGACUUGGCUGACAUAUGGGCUGUUUUGAUAUUAAUAAUUUAGCCCAUGUCUAAUUCUUACAAAGCUAUAUUGUCCUUCCAAAUUCUGAAUUAUCAAUGUCCUGCUAGUAUGUCUGAACUCUCGAAGCACCAGAGUCUUGUGUAAAAUAUAUUUAUGGGGGUUUUGGUAAAUAAUAUAAAAGUCACAAAUGGGGAUGUUCUAGAAGAGUUCAAAUUCUGUAUAAUUUAAGUUUUUAGAGGUCGUCAUUUUAUCUCGGCAUUGCAUCACUUCUGAUAUUUAGUAUUUUGGGUAGUAGCAAUUCAGCGCUACAGAAUAUGUUGGCGCUCUUUUCAUGUAAUUUGUUUUGAGAUUGGCUGCUGGUAGCAUUUUUAUGGGAGUGAACGAAAAAAACCCCGGCCUGGACAAAAAAAACUGCUGAGCUGGAAACUUUUUUUAAAAAUGUUUUUAUUAUUAUUUAUAUAUAUAUAUAUUUUUUUUUUCAGUCGUUUUUAGAUAAAAUGUGAUUUAGUUUGUCAGCUAAGAAUCAUUAUAGUGAUAGAUUUUGAAACCCAUGGGUCUCCGUAUAUUGGAAAUGAUUUUAAAAAGUCAUUAUGUUGCAAUUUAAAAAAAAAACAAAUUGUGGAUUAAACUUGACUGCAAGACCAUAAAAUCACUUUCCUCACCUUUUACUUUCCAUCUCACUGUACCUUUAAUACCUUUAAUCUGACUUUGCACUUGGCCUCGCUCUUACCUGCAGUCCUUCUUUAAUGAGCAGGAGAAACACCUGACCUGGGUGACAGGUUUUCAUUGUUGGUGAUUAGGUAAUGCUGCCUUAUAGGGAUGUUAAUGAUCCAGCUAAUAUUGACAUUGUCUAGAAGACCUAAAGUGGUCAAAACACUGUGACCUUAGCAGGAGUUUGUGAUGUGUAGCAUAGAGAACUUCUCCAAACAGUUUCACAUGCUGCCCAUUGAUAGUGGAACAUUGACCCAAACAUUAAACAUCAAUUUGCAAUCCGUGUUUAACGCUGUGGUUGGGGCAGGGUGCCAAGACACUCGGAACUUUGCAAACCCAGGAUGGUUGGGAGGUACGGUAUAGCAAAUCUUGAAACCAAUUAGCACAAAAUUAUCAUUCGAACAACUGCACAGUACAACUCCCAUCAUAACUAACCAGCCAAGCCUAGUGCAUUGGAUGAUGAAGGGGGUUCUAUUUUACUUUGCUUAAUCAUGUUAAGUAGAUUGCAAGUUCUUCUGCCCAGGCGCUCAUUGCCUCUGAAUGCAUUGUAUACCACUAGCCUAGAGUUUCUUUCAAUACUGGCUUUGUGCUUGUAUAUUUGUGUAAAAUACUCUCAGAUGCCACCUCUAACCCUUCCUCUUACCUCCCCCUCCCCCCUUUCCUUGAUCACCCCUCCUCUGUCACCACAGGACAUUCUUUUUGCGUUAUUUCUUUUCUUCAGUUCUUUAAAUUCCGUGCCUCCAGGCUACCAAAAUAUUUCAUCGCACCUCUUAACAACCAGACCUGCUUAGGUAACUUUCAUCAAAACUUUUUAAAAAUGCUGUCAGGUCACGUUUACCUUAAAUUAUUGUAACCAACGAUGCUCAGUGUGUACAGCGUGCCCUCUGCACUCGAGUUUAAAUAAGAGUUAAUCGAGGUCAGUAAAAGGCAGUUCAGACUGGUGAUGGACCUUUAAAUGCAGAACUGAAAAUAGCAAGAUGUGCAUGUUUUCUAAAUGUUACACAUCUCUGUGUGAAUGUGUUCUUUGUAGCUUAUCAUUUUGCACCAUCAUUGUUACGGAAUCCCUUAACCUAAAGUCAUUUAAGAGAUCCCUCUCUACAUACCUCAAAACAGAAUUCACCUGUCAUGGUUGAUUAUAUAUUUCCUGCCUGUUUUAUGUUAAAUUUUGUAUAUAUUGUGUAUUAAUAUUGUUUUUGUAUUUUGUUGUACCCUAAUGUAACAAUGCAAUGAUUUGUGGACCCAGGACAUACUUGAAAACGAGAGAAAUCUCAAUGUAUCUUUCCUGGUAAAAUAUGUUAUAAAUAAAUAGUUAAAAUAUCUUUAAUGUGAGCUUGUAAAGGGCUUAUUCACUAAAUUCCAGUCUGUCCCAACUUGAUUGACUCAAUGUGUGGUGGCUAAUAAGCAAAUUACUUUGAGUAUUCACUAAAAAUAAAAUGUAGAGAAUAACUCUUGCGUAUAGUGAGAUUUGAAGUCCUUAAAGGGGUAUUGUAUGCACUAUAAGCAUUUCAUCUCCUUGAAUUUGAUUAUAGUGACUGAAGUCCCCCGGCACUGUCCCUCCAUUCAGUGUUAAACCAUUUUUGAGCAGUUUAGCACUAAAUGAGGGUCCCUGGCUGCAUGCAGUCCGGCCCCAACCGGUGUGGUGGCUAAGGCAGAGAUUACACACUUCCUUCUAGCCAUACCAAUAGUAUGGCCUUCUCAUAGGCUGAAAGAGGUCAGUUGAUACUGACAUCACAGCCUCCCAUUGCUUCCUCAUUAACCCAAGCAACACAUUGGGGAUUGGCCGCUGGGGACUUUUAUUUAGUAUUAAAACAUAUAGAAACAGUUUAACAAUGCAUGGAAGAGUGGAACCAGGGGACUCCAGGCACUAUAACCACUUCAAUAUGAUGAUACAGUGAUUACAUUCUCUCUUUAAGCAUACCUGAUUGUAGAAAUGCUUUUGAGUCCAAUGCUAUGUCAUGAUUAGUCCAACGGGGCUCCUGAAUCCUGCAUCCCAGGUGCUUCUCCGAAUCUGGAGUUCCCUUGAUCCUGUGCCAGUCAUUAAUUACGCUAUUCUUCACGGCUAAACAAAGUAACUCAUUGUCUGAUGAUAAAAUGGCAUGUACUCUAAGACUCCUUGAUCUUUUUGUCUGUGUGUUUCAGUGUGGAUCAUCUCUUUUGCGCUAUUUGAUGACUUGCUACACCCUGCACCAUUUAACGGAUUUUAUUUUCUAUUUAUUUUUAAUGGAAUUAAGAAAAGGGACCCUAGCCAGAUCACCUAUUCAAGUUUCUUGGUGAGAAGUCAUGUUCACUUUAAUAGUUAGAACCUCACUGCUGAAUCACCACUACUUAGGCGGACAUUAGUAAUUGAGUGGGGGUACAUAAAUGUGGCCAGUGGCUACCACCAGACAGAUUGGCAAUCUUUUCUGUUUUGCUGUGGUUUAAAGAGAAUGAACGGUCACUUGUGGGAGUUGGGUUCAGCUAGAUAAUUAAAAGUUCACUGUAGACUAUGCUAUUUAUUUUACUGUAACUAUCAAAACCAUUUUAUUUUUUAUAUUCUAAAAUAACUUGCUUUGUUUGCCUGUCUGCAAUAGCAUAGUCAGGCAAACCUUGUAAAUUUUAUUUAACUCCACAUCUUUUUGCGCACGUAUGACAAUUUGCAUUUAAAAAAAAAAAAAGUAUUUAGUGAGCAUGUACGCUCGGGCGUUUUAUCCAGACGCCCUAGCAGGUAUUUGAGAAAUAGUUUCACUUUGGGCAUUGACAUGUUGUGGAGGUAAAUGUAUUUUUUUAUCGCUGUGUUAUCUAGUAAAGACUUGAUACUAUGUUUAUUGGGAUGAGCGAAGGUGGAACUGUCACUCUCCGAGAAGUGUGAAUAAUUGAGUAAAAUGGUACUCCAUUCAGUCCAGACGCUGGUAAAUAGGACACAUGCCUGUAGGAAGAUUGGAAAACCGAAGAAGCCGUACUCUACAAUUUGUCUGGUAUCUGCACCAGAAAUCUUCACUGUAUCCAUGGCACAAAGUCUUCAGUUUAACUUUCAGAGAAGUGACAGUUCGACUUCACAAACGAUUUAUAUGCCUGAGAUGUGGCCAAUGCAUGUAUAGGUUCACUCCAGACUGUCAAGGAGACUUUUUGUUUUAUCACCAGUUAUUGUGUGUUUAGUGAUAAAUUAAAUAUUAUUCGGAUACUGUUGUAUCAGGUGAAAUUUAGAGGCCGUUUGGAAAGUUUCACGUUCUAAUUAAUGUUUGAUUUUAUAACACGGUUUUAUUUCACCAUUAUGUCAGAGUUCUGAUGUUAAAAUGCAAAGUCUUUUUGAGCCGAUUGUGACGGGCAGACAUGAUCUGUAUGCUAAUAAUGAAUCCUCUAUCCAGCUGUUACUUUGUAGCGGGGAUGCCCAAAAGGUAGAUUCCCCCCCUCUCCCCCAGCUGUUGAAGAGCUGUGGUUUCAUGCUGUCUCUAAGCUGCAUUUUUGUUUUUCCAAAACCUUGUGUUUUCAUUGUUGUUUGUGAUCAUUGCUUACCAUUUGCCUGUUCUUUAAGUUUCCCACCUUUCUUUAAGAUGUUAAUAUCCCUCCUCCUUUAUGGGUUUUGUCUCCAAGGGUGUAGGACCAACUGUUUUCACCGUCUCCUUCCAACAGGAUAGAGAACGACUCUGGAUGUGGAAUUUUCUGUUUAAAACUAACCAGACAGUAGCAUUUGCUCCGGUAAUAUUUGUCCUGUUAGAUGUGGCUGGUGGCUUUUGUUGAGGUUUAAAUUAGUUUUUUUUAUUAUAGCCACCCCAUGUGGUCUAGCUACAAAAGCCUAAAUUUAGAUACUGUGUUAAGUAACAAAAUCUGCGGAUUUCCUUGUGAAGUUUGAAGACGCUCCCAAUUUGGGUUUUAAAUACACUUACAUGAUAAUGACCCUUAUUUUACAUCUUCUGUACCCGUCUCUUUGGAUUUUAGAGGAUUCUUCUCCUUGACACGUUAAGCACUAUAAACAGUGCAACUUAUUGUCAUGGUUAUGCUACAGGAGUGUUUGUGGGAAAUCCCUCAGAUUUAGGUUUUGGGUUUUUUUUAAACCAGUGCCUGGGCAGUUUAACAAAUACUUGGUCUCGCCUCUUUACUGCCACCUAGAUAAUAAAGAAUUUUACUUCUGUAAUUUCUGUAAAAAUAUGGUAAUAUUUUCAAGCCAUGAGGGGCAGUGAAUGACUCUUCAGGCUUCCUCAUGAACUUCUAUGACCGAGCCUCCGACGUCCAAGGACGAGCUCUGUUCUAAACAAACCGUUUACAGUAGUUUUUCAUUCAUGCAUUUGGACAAAUUAUGCUGCUGUGUAUUUAACUACCAAUCCCACAAACCUGAGUUUAGUCUCGCUUUGAUAGUGGUAGGUAUAGAGUUAUCAAUGUACUAUUACAUGCUUCCACUAGUGAAUGUUUGUUUGCAUUUCAAUCGCCUUUACUAGAGUGCUUGGUACCUAAUACGAUUUUACUGAAUAAGCCCCACACUCUCCUGAAUCUUUACUGUCGUGUAUUUGGCAGAGGGACAAAAAUAGAGAUUUUUAGUGGAAUUCGUGAGCUGCUGCCAGAUGUAUGCUUUCUAUGUGCUGCAGACAAACUUAUUUUCAAGCCUCAGGUAAUGAAAUUCCUGAGGUCACACGCACAGGUACAGAAAUGGACAAGGUAUAGCGUCAAACUGUUGUAUUCUUUCCACAGUUUAGUUAAAUAAUCUUAAUAAACUUUGUUGGAGAAACUAACUGGACGCACGGCUGGACUAGAACUGGUGCCUCUCAGUUUUUUUUUGUUUUUUUUUUAAUGCAGAUAAAUAAGCAAGACCUAAAGCUACCGGAAAAUGUCCCUUGUUUGCAGCCAAUGCCCAAGAUGUGCUGCUUCUGCAGAAACCGUAAUGUGGCUAGGGUCACUUCCACUGUUUUCAAUGAGUUAUAUACGCUUCUAUACUGUGUGCACCUUGUGUGAUCUACUGUGCGCACCAUGCUACACAGAGGGUAAUGCGAGGUGCAGUACAACCAUGUUUAGUGGAGCUCAGUGAGUUUCAUAAAAUACAGAGUACUUUAAACCACAAACACGAAUUGAGCUGCUAACUAUUAAUAGCAACUUCUGGCAAACAUCUAAUGUUUUAUGAAGAUCGAGUGGAAUUCAUGUUCAGGAGAUGCCCUUAUGACAGGACUUCCUUGCAUUCAUUUGACUGCAGUAUGAUGCUUUCAUGAUACCUUUUAAAUGGAGCUGUAAUUACCCAAUAAAAUAGACUUUAACGCAUAAACAACUGAUUUCAGCUUAAAGGAACUGUCAGGGUUCCAUAGCAACUUCAUCAAAAUGAAGUUGUUAUAGUGCCAGGAGGUUUCUUGUGCUUCGUUAUCUCUAGGGGUUAAACUGUUCACGAGAUGUUGAGCCCCAAAGUUGGCUCUCAGCCGUUGCUGGCUGUCCAAAUCCACUUUCACAAAAUCAGCUAGGUGGAGCAAAGGAAUGCCACCUGGAAGGCCACCACUGAUGAAACUCUAAGCCAAUCCGUAGCUCCCUAUACAUACAAACAGCAUGAGAAAGAUACCUCCUGGCACCAUGAUAACUUUAUUUGUAUGAAAUUGUUAUGGUCCCCUGACUGUUCGUUCAAAGUAGCACUUCAGAGACACAAAGCACUUAAUUGUUUGCACAAUUUAUAAAUUGAAAUCGGCACUUUAAGUGCAUUCUGAAACCGAUCCUGCUUCUGUGGAGCUUUAAAAAAGUUGCAGGUGUGCUGGGCAAGAGUGCGUGCUUCUCUUCCCCACAUUGGAAAGUUACAUGUGCGUGAUUACGGGUCUGAUUGAGAGAUCUCUGGUCAUUAUCCAGUCUCAGACUGAAGGUCCUGUGUCAGGAAAAGAUGGGAGGACUUGCAAAUGCUGCAGGCAAAAACCACCAUUAUUAUCGUCCUAAUUUUUAAAGCACCAAUGUAUUCCGCAGCGCUGUACAAUUGGGGAGGAAAAAUAGCGUAAAAUAUAUACAGACAAAUACAAAAGGUGAAGAGGGCCCAGCCUGUGAGCGGAGAUCCAGCUGUUAAAGCUCUAUUAUACAAAGUGCCUAGUUAGAUAGCCUGUGAGCUUACAAUCUAAAGGUGCAUGUUUGCUUUUGUGAGUAUUUCUAAAAAAUUUAAAUUUAAUGCAAGGCUGUUUACUUCCAAUAAACAUUGUUACAGGAUUUCAUGAUCAAAUAUAUAAAGGCUAGAAGUUCAAUGUUUUUCUUUUUUUUAUACAUACAUUGCCCCCACAUGUUUCUGUACAACGGAUACAUUACAUGUGGAAUUAAAUUUUAACUUGUUCUCCGGAGAUGUUGAGCUAUUUGAUGGCAACCAAGUUAGCGUGAAAUAAUGGCCUAUAGACUGUGUGCCUGCGUGACAACUUUCACAGCUGUAUCACCGCGCUCCCCUCCCUGCUGUGUUUAAUACAUUGGAACACAGGGCUUAUAAAGGUGAUAUCUGCCAUUGUUUAGCUUGCUCUCAAUGUGUGGGAUGAGAACUUCCUCUCUGUAUCAACCAGUUAAACCAGAUGUGAUGUUUUGGCAUGUUUGCUCUGUGGCACAUUCACACUCCUAGUUACCGCAAUCUUAAUGUAAACACCAACAGGGGCGAUGGUUCAUUGUACUGGAUUUUAAAUAACCAUUUAGCUUCUUUUUAAUUUUUUUUUUUUUUUUAACAUUGUAGCAUUUGGAAUACAAACGUACUCCUAAUGCUAUAGUUUUUACGUAAAUAUAGAAAUCCCCCCCCACCCCCAUAGUAAAUGAUGGGAGCAUGGACCUUUUGAAGUGUUCUGAGUGCCUGUUGAGCCCUUUUUAAAGUAAAAGAGAGCUGUAAGUUCAAUAACUUGUAAUGUUUGUUUUUCCCUUAUGUUUCGAUAGGGGUAAACCAAAUAAAUUAAAUGUGGAAAUCCACAUCUCUUUUUUUGAGUAACUGGGCGCUGCCAUCUUGGCUCCAUGUCAAUCAUUAUGAUAAAGUCUGUCCCUUGCAGCUGGCAGUCAGCACAUCGAGAGCGAUGGAGACAUUAAACCAUGUUGGUCUCUCCAACUUUGCAAUGGCUGAGCCUUGGAUUUAACUGGGUUCUCAUGUCAUCUGCUAAAUUUGUAAUAUAUUUAAAAGGAACUGGAGCAUUCCCUGCAAAAAAAAUGUCCCUUGGCACUCCUCCCUCUCUCAGCGAAUGUCACAAACUCGUUCGACCUCCCCAUAGCAAAUCAUUGAAUCCAUGCUUUCCUAUGGGGAUAAAUCUGAUGCUGGAUGUCCUCCUGCAGAGCGUGAGGACGUCAAGCGUCAGUUACAGGACCCACGGUCUGUUUGUUUGCAGGAAGCGCCUCCAGUGGCUCUCUGGUAGACGGCCACUGGAGGCAGACUUAGUGAUGCAGUGUAAACAUUUCAGUUUAACAUUGUAGCACUGAGUGCAAAGGGGACACGGCAGCUAGUCCUAACCACUUUGAUUAUCUAGAGUGGUCUGGGUGCCUACAGUAUCUGUUUAAUUGCUUCCUUGACAAUUAGAUUUUUGGGGGAGUUAAUGUGAAUCUUGAGUGCGUUUCAAUAACUGUAUUUAUUAUAUCAUUGGCCAAACCUGGCAGUCGGGAAUCCCAUAAAUACUAUAUUCCUAAAACUAGGCUGUACUAAGUUUAGCUGUAAUUUCACCUGUUGAUCUGACUGUUUUGUGUUUUGUUGUGGAAAUUUUAUGUAAUUUCUGAGGUUUUACUGGAUUCGCCAUUUAACUCCCAGCAUCCCAUUGUGAAGCAAAGAGACAAUGUUUAUCUGAUCCGCCUUAUAAAUGUACAAUUUGUGCUGCGAGGAAGUCCAGGUUUAUAUACAGUCCGUAAAGACUGCUGAAUAUAUUUUAUAACUUCCUAUACCAUGUGACAGGGCCCCAAACUUCCUCCAGCUAAUAGCAAGCGAAAAUUUCCUCCUGGUGAUUGUGACAUUGUCCCUUCAGGCUCCAGUAGAAAAUAAGACCGGUUAACUAGCGUAGGAAUUGAAAUGUUAAGCCUUCCUAUAUCAUGAUGCAAAUAACUCUUAGAAUGGGCAGUCUAAGUACCAUAACCACUGUGUGACAUUGUACUGUUUCUUUUACUGUUAGGCUGCACCAGUUCUUUGUCAAACCAUUUGAUGUCCUGCGACCUUGUAGCACAAUAACCAAUUAGUGGUUAUUUUGCCCAAACAGCUCCUGCCAGUCGAUGACACUGCAUCUAUAACGUCCACUCCUUUCUCCUUUUAAUAAUAAGCUUGAAAGGAACAAAGGCAUGCCCUCUCCAUCCAGUUCUCCUGCAUAUAUUAUAGUUUUGGGGGUGGAUUUAAACGUUUGUUCAUGUUCUGUGUAAUGGUACAGAUCUGAUUCCUCUAAAUAACUUGAGCCUUGUUUCCGAAUUGAAAUGUCUAUAUUUGUCUUCCAAAACCAUUCCAGAUUUUCAUUUUGGUUAUCUGCCAAUAAUGUUGUAAGCAUAAUAUUUUGUCUGGGUUUCACGCCAUCCACGUAGCAAUGCAUGGAACUGGCGUGCGGCAGAGACAGGAAGUGCGUUGCUAAACAUGCCAUUUUAGUGAGUUGCUGCAUGUUACAAUGUCUCUUAUAACAAGUAUUCUUAUUUUCCAUAAGUAAAUGUUGUAAUAAUGCGAAAGUGAGAAUCUCUGUGGGAGGGGGGAAAAAAUAGUUUCUCCAUCCCUGCCAGAUGUGGUCUAUAAAGCUUCAUUAUAUACCUGAUUAGGGGUGUCUAAGAGGCACUCCAAUCUAUUGUAAGAUGGCAAACCAGAAUUGAACUGCCAAUAUCUGUGGAAGUGGUUUAGUGAAGUAGUGGUUAUGGUGCUUGUAGUGUUCCUUCAAUGGGACACCAUAUAAAUGUUGGGAAGGACGAGGUGGUCUCCUUGAGUCUGGAGGUACUGCUAUAAAGCCGGGGGGAAGAGGGCAGGAUCUUAUUAAUAUUAAUAUAGCGCCAAACUAUACUGCAGCGUUUUCUAAUUAUAAAAAGACCUAAAUACUGUAGCCUAGACUGCAUGUAUACGGUAUGCAUUAAAGAAACACUCCAGGCACCAUAACAACUUCAUCUCAGCCAAUCAGCAAAAUCCCUGCCCGGCGGCACUGCUAUUUCAGAAGCUGAAUGCCGCAGGGGGGUUUAGUUUGAAAACUGCACUGGAGGUAACUUGGUGUGUGCCCAGCAGCUUCUGGCAGCAUAGGGAAUCAUAACUUGAUUUAGAAAAGCUUUUAUGGUCCCUAAACUGUCCCUUUAAAUCUUACUGAAGCUGUUGACUAAACAGAAUUGUGGAGAGUUGACAGGAGAACAGCACAUUUUAGGCCCAAACUGGCUGGCUGGAAAAAACUGCUGUGAGGAACAAUUCUUCCAAUUCUAUGUGCAUAUUUACAAAGGGACUAAAGCAGUGAAACAGGGUUAAAAAAGAACCUCCAACUGGAGUCACAACGUUUUGGCUCUGUUUCUUGAUUUGGAUGAGAGAGUUAGUGAUGGCAAAUGAACCACCGUGCUCAGUGAGUCAGUGUAGCUGCGAGUAUUGCCAUCCUGUGCUCUGGCACCUCAGUGCAUUCCAGAAUGCAAGGAAGCGGUGACAGAGCUGCAGUCUACACACUCCCUGACCCCUUCUCCCAUGCUCUCUUGCAGUAAGGCUGAAAACCCCAAAAUAUCUACCUGCCUGGCUUCCACAUUUACGUGUCACGGAAAUUGGUUGCUAGGAAUUCCCCAGCCCAUGUUGUAAGCCAAGACCCAGUGUGGACUUGCUUAUUCUAAGGUGCGGUGCAGCAAGCCAAACAACUCAUCCAGUGGGUGUUCUAAGGAGUUACUGUGACUUUUUUAAGUGUGGUGUGUUUUUAGGGCAUAGUGAAGAAUGUUUUAAUUCAGGGUGUUAUAAGGUGUUUUACAUGAAGAUUGAUGGAUUGGAGGUGACAGCUUCACAAAUGGCUAAAUCAGGGGUUCUCAACGUUAGUCCUCAGGACCCCCUACCAGUCCAGGAUUUGGGGAUUACCUGGGUGUGUCUCAGGUGUUUAGAAAAAGGGGAAAAAACACCUUAGACUCUAAGGUGUUUUUUUUUUUUUUCUAAACACCUUAGACACACCCAGGUAAUCCCUAAACCCUGGACUGGUAGGGGGUCCUGAGGACUAACGUUGAGAACCCCUGGGCUAAAUAAAGAGUUUUAGUACCUGCUAAAGAUGCCCUAAUGACUCCCCCUCUUUUUUUUUUUUUUUUUUUUUUUUGUUUUUUUUUUUUUAAAUGUAUCCCCAUAAAUUCAGCGCAGCUAUGAAGGAUCGAACUCAAAAUAUUGUUUGGGGUGGCGGGUUGUCCUUUACUACAGCUUCUAGGAUACAUAUUCUAAGAUUCUACCUGAAAUUGGUUAAAGGAUUACUAGAAGCACCAUGAAUUCAGUUAUUUGAAGUGGUCAUGGUGCCUGCCUGGAAUUUGCAUGUGAAGUGUUUAGCAAUGAAGGCUGCACAUUCAAAGAUUCACCCUUUAGCUGACAGAGGUAACGCCACCUGCGUCAGCGCCAUUAGUUGUGGUUGGUUAAUGUCAAUUCUGUUCAAUAUUGGCACCAAACUGCAAUUUAAUUUUUUUUUUUUUUUUUUUUUUACGUUUUUCCCUCCUCCUUUUUAUAGGGGUGGGGAGGGUGGGGCACACCAACAUACAGAGGAAUUUCUGACCGCCGGGAACUCUUACUGCCCUAAUGCUUCCGUCUUUCUAAGGAAGCCACUGCAAUUGUUUUGCUGCAAGCUUGGUUGCCAAGUAACACUGUAUUGUUGUAGAAUGAGUUUCAAUUGUUUUAAUCCAAACCAUUUCUGUACACACCACCACCAUACUUGAGACUAAGCCCUUAUUUCCAUGCUGGGAAGCAAUGAUGCCUAGCGGCCACUUAUAUUUAUUUGAGUCCUACUAUGUCCAUCCCAUAAUUAAUCAAUGACUGUCUGCUGUAAUUGGUGAUGUCAGGAGUUUAUUUGGCCUCUAAUGAGGGAGAGAGCCUUCCAUGUAGUUUCUGGUGGCUAUAGGAUGUCCCUGCAAUGUAAACCACUAGAGGUGUUACCUAUCUCAAUGCUGAACAGUGUACGCUCUGCAUGGAGACACUGAUGCAUUGAUUAAAUGCAUCUCUAUGAGAACAUGCGGAUUGUUGCAACUUCACCUCUUUCAGCGCAUGCAUAGUAGCAUCUCAAUUCUUUCCUGAGGGAAAGCAUUAGGCUGGCUGAAAUCGUCAAGAUUGAUCUCAGCCACGAAAGCAGUACCAGACGCUGCAAAACUGGUUCAGUGUGUGAGAAGGGGAGUAAAAUAACAAUUUUAAUAGAGGGGAGCCAGUCACGUCAACAGCCACUUUUAGCGGUUAUUAAUCCCCUUCCUUUAACAAAUGUGUAAGAUCUAAAAAGCGAAUGUAGAAAUCCACACUGUCAUAUUUAGCUCUGGUACUGGGCGCCUCCAUCUUGGCUCCCUGUCAGUCAUUGUUAUUCACUCUGGCCUUACACCUGGUAGUUGGUAUAGAGAGAGCACACACCGGAAUGGGGGUUAUGUAUAAAAAGUCUGUUUGGAAAAUAGUGCAAAUAUGUAAAAGGGGUCCAGUUACUAAUGCUAUGUGCCUGCUGGUUUCCAUGGGGACAGUCCCACUUUCAGUAAACAAGACCCUUUUUUUUUUUUUUUUUGGGUUCAAAUCCACCUGUGCUAGCCAGGCCAUAAAAUGUACUGCCAACCUGGAUGGUCCGUGGCACACUCGCCAGGGAUACAUUUUCACUUGCCAAUGGCUGGUGAUGAGUGGAAAUUGUGAACCCUGAUAACGCUAAAAGAAACUGAACAGGUUUUUUGGCUUAAGUUAAAGGUGAUUUUUAAGGUCCUGUUUAAUGAUCUAGUUUCCGUGACGGAAAACUGUUACUAUAUUACAAUUUAAAGGUAUAAUAUAGGUGUGACAUACAGGAAUAUACUUAAUACUGGUGUAAAAAGCCCCUUUCUAUUAAUUCUAUGGGGGUUUUUAUGUGUUUUUUUUUUUUUUUCUAUAAAGCCGUGGGCAGGUAAGUGCUGCUGUUGAAGAAUUCAGAAUUUCAGGUGUGGUGUUUUUGAGGGGUUUACCGUAAAUUUGUAGACCUUUUUUAAAAAAAAAACAAAAAAAACGCCAAGCACCACUACAGCCCUUUGAUUAGUGCAGGGAAGUAGUUGGUCUAUUUAUCACAAGGUAGAGGAACACCUUGUUGGUGAACUGCUGCUCACCCCUGAGAAGAGAGCGCUUAUUAUUCUUUUGCAAGUAGUUGGUCGUGCCUGGCAGGCAGGGCCGGUGCUUGGAUUUUUAGGUACAUAGGCGAAGAUGCAUUUUUCCGCCCCCCCCCCCCCCCCAAAAUCUUCACCUAUGUGCCUCUUAACCAGCCCCUCUCCCCUCCCCGACCAUUAGUGGUCCCUUCCGUUCCCUGUCCCUUAGUGUUCUUCCCCCCUUUCCCCCUCCCCCCUUUUUUCCCUGUCUCUUGGUGUUUCUCUCCCAUUCCCUCCCUGUCCCUUGGUGCACCCCCCACCCCUUUAGUGGUCACACUUCCUGGUGUGUGCCUCCUACCUCUAUUGUUGCAUUGCCGAGCGGAGCAGAUCCCCUAAAGGAGCUUCAGUUUUCUGUACCCGGACGGACUGACAGGGAGUGCUCUCUCUGUGAGCACCUCCUGUCAGUCUGGCCAGGUACAGGAAACAGAAGCUCCUGUACCGCGCUCUGCUCCACUACACUCUGUACACACUGACAGUCACACACUCAAUGACAAACACACAGACGUCACUGACAGACACAGACUCAUUGAUCUGACACACACUCAUUCAUUGACACUGACAGACCCACACUGAUUGACACUCAUUGACAGACACACUGAUAGUCACACACAGACUCAAUGACAAACAUACUCUCACUGAUUUGACACACACACUCAUCAUACACUGACAGACACACUCAUACACUCACAUGCACACACACUCAUACAAUCACUCACAGACACACAGACAGUCACUCACUCACAAACACACACUGUCACUCACAGACACACACCGAAGCACACAUUCACUCACAGACACACACACACACACACUGUCACUCACAGACACACACACACACACACUGUCACUCACAGACACGCUCAGUCACUCAGACACACACACACUCAUACAAUCACUCACUCACACACACACACUCAGUCACUCAGACACACAUGCUGUCCCUCACAGACACACAUGCUGUCCCUCACAGACACACAUGCUGUCCCUCACAGACACACAUGCUGUCCCUCACAGACACACAUGCUGUCCCUCACAGACACACAUGCUGUCCCGCACAGACACACAUGCUGUCCCGCACAGACACACAUGCUGUCCCGCACAGACACACAUGCUGUCGCGCACAGACACACAUGCUGUCGCGCACAGACACACAUGCUGUCGCGCACAGACACACACAUGCUGUCGCGCACAGACACACAUGCUGUCGCGCACAGACACACAUGCUGUCGCGCACAGACACUCAUCACAUACAUUCACUAAUAAUUUUAUAAAUAAACAUUUUCCACACAGCCUCCCUACCUGGAGAGCUGGUGUGGAUGCUGGAUCGGUCCCUGGGGUUGCUGGGCGGCGUGCGGCAGUGCUGUGAUCAGGCGCGCGAGGGAGCUCUAAUCUCCACCCUCUGCUCCCUCGCGGGCUGCCUACUGAUGACGUCAUGUUCCGGCUCCCGCGGCAUCAGUAGGCAGCGCGCGAGGGAGCAGAGGGUGGAGAUUAGAGCUCCCUCGCGCGCCUGAUCACAGCACUGCCGCGCGCUGCGCCGGGGGUCGAGAUGGUGGCCGGGCAGGAGGGAGAGCUUCCCUCCUGCCGGUCACUGAAAUAUUGCGCCCCCAGAGCCCGUGCGCCCUAAGGCGGCCGCCUGUGCCGCCUUAUGGACUCGCCGGCCCUGCUGGCAGGAUCCAAGGUAAAUUGUCAAACCUUUCUUAAAUGGCUUCAAUUGUUAUGGGGUGGGGGGAGGUGGCAUGAUACAAGGUAUGUAGUGGUUAUGAUGCUUGGAGUGUUUCUUUACAGACCUACUGUACUGUAUGUAGGCAGCGUAAACGCUGCUGGCACUAUAAAAACCUUAUUGACACUUUGCUCUUGAGCCAUGUCCCUUACAAUUGUCACACGUACAGGGAAUGCUGUCAGGACUGCACAAUGGACGUGCUUUCUGCACGUGUCAGAUUCCUUCACGAUUUCCUAACACUUUCCACUCAAAUCCCUAAGGAUUUCUUUUAGACUGUGACUGCACGCUAUUACCUGCUCCUGGUAUGAUGGGAGCCAUUUGCGGGUAGCGUAACGUUCUGUGAGUGAAUCCUACUGUGGGAGGUUUUACUUUAUGAGGUUGAAUUGCUGGAUUCUUAGACCCCAGAGAUUCGUGUUAUUGUUUAAGUCGUUAGGAACAUUUCUUACUUUCGUCAUUGACAGAGUUAAUCUUUUCUCUGGUCAGUAAAUCCAGGCCCCCGACUCGACCGCCCGAAUGAGGAAAUGGGUCACUCCCUGCAUAUCCUUCUCAAAGGAACAUUGGGAUUUGAAGAAACAAUCUAACCGUUUGUAAUCCAGUGCAGACUGGGCUUAUUUGGUGCUUGUUAACAGAACCCUUAUGUCUGUGAAUACCGAGAGAUAACCCGUGGUACUCGGUUACAAUCCAUUGGCAUUAACACAUCACUGAGCCCACGGAAAGCUGUGUCUGGUACAUGAUGGUACAUGCAGCCCCUUUAAACCUGAUAUUAUAUAUACUUCUCUCUAACAAACUAUGUGAAGUAUGUAACGUGACUAUCUGCCUCUGAAAUCUGCAUUAAUGUUAUAUAUCAUUCCUAACUGCUGUAUAACUUUGCGCAACCAGGUUGCGCUGCCAGCUAGUUCGUAUUUACAGAGUCAGUCUCUAUGGAAAAGAAAUAACUCUGCCUUUAGUGCUAUGCAUUCUAAUAUUUGCAUUAAAGCGUUAAUGUUCUAAUUCUGGGCUAAAUUUAAGCCUUUCCUUACAAGUUUUGUGUUCUCCUUAGUUGGCCAUGUGCUUUUUUAUUUUUUUAUUUUUUUUUUCCAACACUUCAGUUUGUAAGGUCUGUGGAUAUUGUGAUCAUAGCAAGAAGUGUUACUGAGAAUCUGGUAAUUUGAUAACGAGUCAAUUUAUUAGCGCUCCUCUGUAUACGCGGAAUAAAAGUUAUACGCUCUGUCUGCUAGACACCUGGUAACAUGUUAAGACGCUGAUCAGAAAUUCGGUCCGAAGGGUGAUGUAACAAUUGGUGAAAUUGGAAUCUGUUCAUUAUUUUUUAAUUAAAGGGACACUAUAGUCACCAAAACAACUACAGCUUAUUGAAUUUGUUCUGGUGAGUAGAAGCAUUACCUUCAGGCUUUUUGCUGUAAACACUGUCUUUUUAGAGAAAAUGCAGUGUUUACAUUACAGCCGAGUGAUAACUUCACUGGCCACUCCUCAGAUGGCUGUGAGAGAUCCUUCCUGGGUCAUGGCUACCUAAAAUGCAUCCAAACAUUCACUGUCUCCUCCCACUGCAUGCAGACACUGAACUUUCCUCAUAGAGAUUAAUUGAUUCAAUGUAACUUUAUGAGGAGAUGCUGAUUGGCCAGGGCUGUGUUUGAAUUGUGCUGGCUCUGCCCCUGAUCUGCCUGUUUGUCAGUCUCAGCCAAUCCUAUGGGGAAACGCUGUGACUGGAUCAGGCCUCCACUUCUAAUGAUGUCAGUAGACUGCAUGCAGAUCUACAGCUUCUGGCUUGAAUACAGUAAGAUUUUGCUAUAUUUAUGGAGGCAUGAGGGGUCCAGGAGGGCUAGAUGGUGGUUUUAACACUAUAGGGUCAGGAAUACAUGUUUGUGUUACCCCACUCAACAGUUGUUGUUUUUUGUUUUAUCCUUUUUUACUUUAAUUUAUUUUUUAUUUUAAAACCAAUUAACUUGGCUUGCAUGUUGCUAUUCCAUUUUUCAGUUCAGUUUAGUGAGUAUGCCUGUGGAUUUGUUAUUUAGUCUCUGAGCUGUAACGGAGUCAUAAUUAUUAUUUUGUUUAAAAUACCCAGCUUAAACUCCUUGGAGACCCAUUUCGUGUUACGCAUUGUGUUACUAAUGGUGUCAGUGUGAGACUGACCAUUUCUUGACUGAUGCAUUAAAUAGUGAUUUUAAAUAAUACAUGUGUUUGUUUUGUGGGGUGGAGAUUUUUUUUUUUUUAGUUUUUUUUAGUUUUUCCUCAUUUUUCUUGAAAUUGAUGUAUUCAAUGUUUAAAAAUGCAAGCCUUUCAGUAGCACUCACAUCUGUUUGUUUUAACAUGUUCUGUCUGGUUACUUUGACUAAUUGUAAGCUGUUCCUAAUGAUUUUUUUUUUUUUUCUCCCUCUUUCUCCAGAGCUGAUCGGGGCUCAGAAUGAGUUGGAGUUUUUUAACACGUCUCCUUGAAGAGAUCAACAACCAUUCUACCUUUGUGGGAAAGGUUUGGUUGACUGUCCUGAUCAUAUUCCGAAUUGUCCUGACCGCUGUUGGUGGGGAGUCUAUAUACUAUGAUGAACAGAGCAAGUUUGUGUGUAACACGCAACAGCCUGGGUGUGAGAAUGUGUGCUACGAUGCCUUUGCACCGCUCUCUCACGUCCGGUUCUGGGUCUUCCAGAUUAUCCUCAUCACUACCCCAUCGAUAAUGUACUUGGGUUUUGCCAUGCACCGCAUUGCUCGCCGUCCAGAGCAAUACAAGCAGCAACAGUUAAAAAAUGCGAGCCGCAAGAAGAGAGCCCCUGUAGUGCACCGGGGUGCUAUGAGGGAUUAUGAGGAAAAAGAGGAUAAUAAUGAGGAGGAUCCCAUGAUCUGUGAAGAGGUGGAACAAGAGAAAGAUAUAGAUAAUGAUAAAAAGAAACAUGAUGGUCGCCGUCGCAUCAAGCAAGAUGGCCUGAUGAAGGUCUACGUGUUACAACUGCUUUUCCGCUCUGCCUUUGAAGUUGGCUUCCUGAUGGGACAGUAUAUAUUGUAUGGGUUCGAGGUGAUCCCAUCCUACGUGUGUACCCGGAGUCCAUGCCCUCACACUGUGGAUUGCUUUGUCUCUCGACCAACUGAAAAGACAAUCUUCCUACUCAUCAUGUAUGCUGUCAGUGGCCUCUGCCUUCUGUUGAAUAUAUGUGAACUGUUUCAUCUCGGCGUUGGUGGCAUCCGUGACUCCCUCCGUUCCAAGAGCCAAGCAUCUCGGGAGGCAGAGUUAGCCAAAAAAUCCCCCAGUGCUCCUCCACACUACCACUCUGUAUUGAAAAAAGGAAAGAUGCCCAAUGGAAAACUGUACUCACAUGUUGAAGCUGCUGAGGCUUUUGAGAUGCCGACGAUGCAUUCUGGUCAGCAUGAACUUGACAGACUCCGGCAGCACCUCAAGUUGGCUCAGGAACAUCUCGACCUAGCCUUCCAGAUGAAUCCAUCUGACACUGCCAACGCGUCUCGGAGCAGCAGCCCUGAAGCCAACAGCAUUGCAGCAGAACAGAAUAGACUAAAUUUUGCUCAGGAGAAAGGAGUAGGGAACCAUGAGAAAUCUGGUAAGUUGUGCGCAAUGGAAGAAGUGUAUAAGGACUGUUUUAUGUAGAUUUAAUAUAUUACACAAUUCUUUUUACACUAUGGCUAAUCCAGUACCAAGACAGCCCAAUCCUCAUACUGUGACGUGAUCAACAUUCAUGCCUUGUCACAUCAAAUGUGUUUUUAUGGGAAAUCACUGUGGUUAUAUGGCAGGCACAUGGUUUAUUACAUCUAUCCCCCAAAAUAACUUCAUUAAUAUAGUGAUUGGGGAGCCUAGCCUGUCCUUUUUGUGUGCAUGAUGUUGCUGUUUCUCUUCAAAAUCCAGAUUUUAGAAUAAUAUUUACCCAAUGCUGUUGCUUAGUCAAAGUUUCAGAAAUACGUGCAUUAUGGAAGAGUCAUGCUAAUUGUCUUACAGGGACUCUAUAGACCAUUUGAUAUCACGGGUGCAGUGUCUCGGUCCUCCUUGCCCUACAUGCAAAACACUGAUAUUUUUUAUAUAGUUUCCAUUGCAAAGUUAUAUCCACCUCUAGUGGCUGUCUUGCAAGCUAAUGCUCCAGAUAAUGCUUAGCCACCAUCUGACCCAGUGUUGCAGUCACCUGGGAUCAAGACCGAUGAUGGCUGACCUUUGACAUUGUUUCUGACCACAUAUUAAGAGGGGGUGCAGCACGUAUUGUGAAAUAUUGUCAAACGCUGUUCCAGUGUCCUAGAUAAUUUUUCUAUUGUGAAUGGAUCACAGUAAACCCUCCGACAUAUUUAGUGAAUAAAGUAAGGCCAGACGAAGUGUGCUAAUUCAGGACGUUUCUAAUCACAAACCAUAAAUACCAUAAUGGAAAUCUCUAAAUUUGGAUCCUGGGCUUCAGAUGGACCUUAUAAAAAUCUAUGAUGGCGUCCGUUUUGAAGUGACCUGAAAUGCCAUGAAAGUCAUGAUCCAUCAAUAUUCACUUUUAUUAGGUUACGGAGUUCUUAUUUCUUUGAACAAUGAUUUAGGUACUGUAUCUAUCCUGCUUCCCAUUAACACAUGACAAUGCCCAAUCCAAGUGUUUAACAUGGCGGCUGUCUCCACAUGGUCAUUAUAAGCCGCAUAUGGUUUCUUAAUUAAACCUAUUUGGAUCAUUUAUAAUCCAGCUUGAGUAAGCCCCACUGAGCUGUUACAAUGACUUCCACAAAGUCUUUCUUAUAAAAAGCCAUAAAUAUCUUUGUGUUUUCAAAAUGUUGAGCAAACUGUAUAAACGCAGAAAUUAUCUGUCUCUUCGUAUAAAAAGCUUAAUCAUGUUUAGUCUCUUAUUCUUCCACUCAAGAAGGAUGUGUUAAUAAUUACACAAGUAAAUAAUAAAUACGUUUGUUUUGUUUUUUUUGCGGUGUCAAAUCAGAGAUGGCUCUCUCAGACGUGAUUUAGUAAUAGCUUUUUAAUUUCUGGAGUUUUGUAGUGUAUAGUACAAUAACAUUUUAUAUAAAUUAUUCUAUAUAAUUAUAGUCUUUAAUUGCUUUAUAUUGUUGUUUUCUUGUUGAAGAUAACGUUUCUAACCAGGUUUCUCUCUCUCUAUCUUUCACAGGUUUGUGAUCUUUGGAUGAUGGGGUGGGGGAAGGGGGAGAUUUGGAUUUUUUUGCAAGCUCUACAACACGACUGGAAUUACGUUACCAAGAGGUCCUGACCCUCUCCUAGCAGGGAAGCCGUACAAUGGCUGGAGAAAAAGGGAACAUUUGGGGAGGGCUGGGUUUGUGAAUGAACCUCUGUUUAGCGGACUGACAGCUCAGGCUGUGCCGCGUCUUGGAAGGUUUGUUUUUUUUGUGUAAUAUCUUCUGUUACCCGACUCACUGCUGCCGCUCGCUGCCAACAGUGGAGAAGGAAGAUGCCACUGGUUUACAUGGGCUGCUCAUUACGGGAAUUUUGUCGCUAGCAUUAACUUUUUAUUUUUUUUAUAUGUAUAUUUCUUUUUAGCUUAGACAUUUUUUUUAAUUUACUCCGGUCAAUGUUUGUAGCUUUCUCAAGCAGUGGUUGAAAAAAACCAAAAAAAAAAACAUACAAUGAACUAUGAAUUUUCAUUUAGAAUAAGACAGUCCUUUUCCUGCUUUUUUUUUCUUAUUUGUAACUUUUUAUAUUUUUAAUUUUUAAAAAAAAAAAAUUAAGUUUAGUUCAGAGUUGGAGAAUCAGUUUUGUAUUUUUUGUAUUUUUUUGUAAAGCUAUUAAGUCCUUUUUAUAUUCCUAUCUGGAAUGCAUAAAGGAAUAGUGUGGCCACCAUAAACACUUCAUCUCAUUGAAGGGAUUGUGAUGCCUGGAGAACCCUGUCACCGUCCCAUUGUCAUCAUCCAUUUUAAAUACCUGAUCACUGAAUAAUGAUCCUAGGGUUUACCCCUUCCCUCGCUUGAGGUAUGUUUAAGGUGGAUUGUAAAUAUCCCAAUUCAUACCAGCUCUCAGCUAUCACACUGUCACAGUACAAUUAGCUUAAGCAGCAGAGAGGGUCCAUGCUGUGGGGCUCAGGGACCAUCAUUCAAUAUUAAACUGAUCAAAAAGUAUUUAACAUUGAACAGUGAAAUAGCCCCAGGAGACUACAGGUCAUCAACAUGUCAACGCGAAGUGUUUAUGGUGUCUAGAGUGUUUCUUUAAACAUUUUUUUUUUUUUUCCCUUCCGUAAACACUAGGUAAUUAAAUAGCCCCUUUCUUUGUGUAGAAUUCUUACUGGCUUAGUCAUUUUGUUUAGGUCUAAAAGUGGUCCUUUCCAUGUGUAGGACUGAAAAUUUCAGCUGUUUGGCCAGUGACUUGUAACGUUUAAGGUUAACAAGUCACAGGUUUCACUGCUCCUGCUGAUUUGCCUCCUGUGACUUUGUGCAAAAUGAAGAUUCUUUCACUGCAGGAAAAGUGAGAAAUUGGGAUCUUGACUGUUGUGUGUAAAGAAAAAUCCCACAUUUACCAAAGCCCUUGUUAAGUUUACACACUCUUUUGUGGAGAAGUUUACAAUGUGUCGGUACUCUGGGAUUGUAUAUAAAUGAUAGGUUGCGGUACUAAAGAGUAGAGCAUUGUCUUGCAAACUUGUGGCUGCUGUUUGACUGCAACUCCUAUCACCAAUGGCCGGCUGAAGUUGAUAGGAGUUGCAUGAUAACAGUUCCCGGCUGCUCAAGCUGUAAUGUUGGAGACAAAAUCCACUCCAGCCACUGUUUGCCAUUUUGGCUGUUAAGAGGUUAAUAAGGGAACUGAACCAUACAUUUCUGGAUUCUGUCUCAAAGCUGUUGUGACUUUAUUGUUUAUUAACAUUUUGUUUAUCUCUGCGUGCCUUGAUUUUUUUACCAGCUACAAGAGAAAUGCCCUGUUUGUCUGCUGUGCUGACUGGCAUCUGGACGACGUGGUUUGGAAGAUGAACACACGGGGGGAGGGGGAUACUUAUUUUCCACUUCCUUCUUGUUUGGAACAUUUCAAACAUUCCAUCGCAGCCUUUUUUGUUUCUCAUAUUUGUUGACGAGUCGUGCCUCCCUUCACUGAUGUAUUUAAAGGGCUAAAAUGUAUCAUUCCAAUUUACAAAUGGGGAAUACUUGAAUUCCUACUGUUCUGGAUAUUUUUUGUUGAUUACCAGUAAAUUGGUUACCUGCACAUUCCAUUGAUCACCCCUUUUCCUUCCAAAUGCUCAAACUGACCACUUAUCUUAAGGUUGGGGGGUGUUAUGUAUAGCAUUUUUUUGUUUAAAUGUGAGCCUCUGUUCCCUUCAUGUGACAGUUUCUGGCGGUUAAAGGACUAGUUUGGGUCUAGGCAUUGAACACUUGGUUUAGAUUCCUGACUGCGUCUCUCACAUGUUCCCAGUUACAAAUGUGUGUACUGCGCAGGACUGUAAUGAAGCAGUUAAUCUCUCCUAAACUGGUCACUCAAAGUCUUACAGUUCAUCUCAGAACCUCAUCUCAUUUUUAUUUGUAUUAUGGGAUGUUAGUUUGUAUGGGAGUUUUUUUUUUUUUAUAUAUUAUAUGUAUACCUUUUUAUUUUUAUUUUUUUAACUGAAUAUUUCAUGGUACUGGAAUUUUGUUUUGCUUUGUUUUUUAUACAUAUAACAAUAAAAAAAAUUAAAAAAAAA